AUGAUAUGGACGCUGUAACGAAGAAAAAUCAGCGGGAUGGAGCAGAAGUCACUGAGAGAUUUAUUACAGAAACUGUUACCACCAGGCUGACGUCUCUUCCUCCAAAAGGAGGAGGUAGCAGUGGGCUGAAAUCAACAGCUUAUAGCGGAGGGAGCGGAGUGGAAAAGAGGACAUACGCACAUGGCAGCAGUUAUGUCACAGCGAGUGGAAAUGCUAGAAUGAAUUCCUCUUCCUCCUACAAGCAAGCCACCUCUCCUUGUUCUACUCUUCCCAAAUCACCUGGCUCAACCUUUGAACGAAAAACCUAUGCCACCCACCAUGCAACAUAUGAAGGGAGCUCCAGUGCAAAUUCAUCUCCGGAGAUUCCAAGAAAAGAUUUUGGUUCCUCUGCUACCAGGGGGAGAAGCCAAACCCGAGAGAGUGAAAUCCGAGUGAGGCUGCAGAGUGCUUCUCCAUCAACCAGGUGGACAGAACUAGAUGAUGUUAAGCGACUGCUUCGAGGAAGUCGGUCUGCUAGUGCCAGCCCAACACGGUCUUCAUCCAACACUCUCCCUAUACCUAAGAAAGCUGUUGUGGAAACCAAGAUGGUGACAGAGAGCACUCAGUCAGUGUCAGGGACGUACGACACAACCAUCUUGAAUGCUGCCCUCCCACCGUACAUGUGGUCCUCCACCCUGCCUGCAGGGUCAUCUCUCGGCGGCUACCACAACAACAUGACCCAAAGUUCAUCUUUGAUCAACACAGCAGCCCACUCUACUGGAUCAGUGUUCGGAGUUACAAACAACUUGGCACCCAGCAACCCCAGUCUCAAUGCUGGUCUCAGUACUUCUUCUACAGUAUUUGGGGUUCAAAACAACCUGGCCCCAGCUACUCUUGGUGUUGGCAACAAUGUAAACACAGCCUCUACAGCAUAUGGAGUAAAGAAAAAUACUAUGCAGAGCUCUGGUGUGACCAGCACUGGAGUGUCUACCUCAUCUACAACUGCAGCCGCCACCACAGGAUCUCAGCAUGAUGACUUCCUGCGCAAAGACUGCAAGUUCCUGCUCCUAGAGAAAGAGAAUGUCACUCCCAAAAAAGAGAUGGAGCUGUUGAUCAUGACCAAGGACAAUGGGAAAGUUUUCAGUGCAUCCAGCGCUGGGCUCAGCGGAGGCUGUUAUACUGAAGACACCCUAAAGAAAGACAAGCAGGCCAAUGCUGCUUAUACUGGAGAUUCCUACCUGAAAUCAGAAUCAAACGGAGGACUAAAAUCUGUUUCUACAAAGGACAAAGCCACCUAUGCAGAAGUUCGAGGUGAUGAUGGAUGUGGUGGGGCAGGUGCGGCCCCAGCCUGGUGUCCUUGUGCUUCCUGUUGUAGCUGGUGGAAGUGGCUUCUAGGUUUGCUCCUGGCCUGGCUGUUCCUCCUUGGCCUACUGUUUGGGCUUAUUGCACUGGCGGAGGAAGUGAGGAGGCUAAGAUCCCGUGUGGAGAACCUUGAAUCCCAAGGCAGCUUCCAGUACUUUAACAAUGAGAAAGAUGUCCAAGGGGGGACAUAUAGCAGACUUGAAGCAGGACCAAAUGAUCUGAAUGAAGAGAAGCUGUGGGCGUUAAUGAAGUACAGGCUAGAUAAGGAGAUAAAUAAAGGUUAUUUGCAAGGACAAAAAGGUAGUCCCCCCUGCUCAGGUGAUAUGGGCCCACAAGGACCAAAGGGAGAGCAAGGGUUCCCUGGCAUACCAGGUCCUCCAGGUCCGAAAGGUCACCCUGGACCUGAUGGACAGAAGGGCAGCAAGGGUGAAACUGGCAUGGAGGGUCCCAUGGGGCAAAGAGGGCGUGAGGGACCGCAAGGACCUCGUGGGGAGCCUGGGAUACCUGGAAAUGCACAGAAAGGUGAAAGAGGUCCUGUUGGAGAACCAGGACCUCCAGGCCCACCAGGUAUCCCGGGUCUUAAAGGUGUGAUGGGUUCUCCAGGUCCCCAUGGUCCUCCUGGUCCUUCUGGAAUGCAAGGAUUCAGAGGUGAACCAGGUAGCCCAGGUGUUAAAGGUGAAAGGGGAGCCGCAGGAGCACCUGGACCCAAAGGUGAUCCAGGAGAGAAAGGAUCUAGGGGUCUUACAGGUGAGCCAGGUCCCAGAGGACUGCCUGGGCCUCCAGGUGAACCAGGAGCUAAAGGACCUGCAGGUCCUCCUGGCCCAGAUGGAAGCCCAGGCCACAGAGGUGAGCAGGGUCUUAAGGGAAUACCAGGCCUACGAGGACCAUCUGGACCUCCUGGAGAUGCAGGGCAGCCAGGUCUCACAGGACCACAAGGCCCACCAGGGCUCCCAGGCAAUCCAGGCCAACCAGGACCUAAAGGUGAACCUGGAGCACCAGGCCAAGUUACUUCCACAGAUAGUGGAUCAACAGUUACUUUCCGUGGACCUCCAGGCCCACCAGGAGCUGCUGGACCUCCAGGCCCACCUGGUGUCCCAGGUCCUGUUGGCCCAGCUGGUCUUCCUGGAUCUCAAGGUCCUCGGGGUGAGAGAGGUCCCCCAGGUGAAACUACCAUUGUGGAAACUGUCAGACCAAACAGUGCUGCUGUUGAAGCUAUGCCAAAUAUGCAAGGAAGGCCAGGACCUCCAGGACCCCCAGGUCCACCAGGUGCUUCUGUUCAGGGCCCACCAGGACCCCGUGGCCCACCAGGCCUACCUGGUCCCCCAGGCCCACCAGGAAGACCCGGAUCCUUUGUACCCACAUCAGAGACUUUCUUUGCUGGUCCACCAGGUCCACCUGGUCCUCCAGGUCCAAAGGGAGAUCAAGGCUUGCCGGGCCCACGAGGAUUCACAGGUGAACCAGGCCAGCCAGGUCUCCCAGGAUCUUCUAUACAAGGUUCCGGAGUUGCCGUCCAAGGGCCACCUGGGCUUCCUGGGCCACCUGGACCCAAAGGAGACAAAGGUGUUCCAGGCGCCCCUGGCAUCCCAGGAGGAGGUAAGACUGGAUCAAGAAGUUCUCCGGGUCCUCCAGGUCCCCCAGGCCCUCCUGGACCUCCAGGCCUAGGAAUUGGCUCAAUGCAAGAGAUGCAGCAGUACAUAGCUGAGUACCUGCAGAGUGACUCCAUUGGGCGUUAUCUGAUUGGACCACAAGGCCCACCUGGCCCUCCAGGGCCUCCAGGAAUCUCCAUUGGUGGUGAAUCUUUGGACUACACUGAACUGGCUCGCCAUGUCAUGGCCUACAUAUCCAGUUCCUCCAUGUCUAGCUCUUUCUCCACAUUUUCUUAUGAAGAUCUUCUUACCAUGCUGAAGAGAGAAGACGUUCGUUCAUAUCUCAUUGGACCUCAGGGUCCCCCAGGUCCCCCUGGGCCACCUGGACUGGGAGGAGCUGACUUAUCUCUGUUGUUGGACUAUGAUGAGUUGACAAGACGAGUUAUCAGCUAUAUGACAAGUUCAGGUAUUGGCACUGGGCUUCCGGGUCCUCCAGGUCCUCCAGGUUUGCCUGGACCAUCUUAUGGAGAUAUCGAAACUUGGCUCCGAGCCUCAGAAUUCAGUGGCAUUGUUGGACCACCUGGACCCCCAGGUCCACCAGGAAUUCCCGGCAUCUCUCUUUCCUCCCUCAGUGCAGAAGACUUCUCCCGAUAUCUGCAAAGUAUUGGAUACUCAUCACUUUCAGGACUACCAGGACCACGAGGACCACCAGGCCCUCCAGGACCACCUGGCUUUUCAGGAACAGGCCUUAUUUUCGAUGAUAGCAAUGAUGUUUUGAGUGACCAGUUCAAGAGUGCCUUGAUCCAGUACCUUAUCAGUGAUGAUGUGCGUGGCAUCAUCAGAGGACCUCCUGGGCCUCCAGGACCACCUGGCCCAGCAGAUGCCAACUUCAUGGGUACAUCUUAUGGAGAAUCCCUAAAUUCAGAUGGAUCACGUGGCAGUUCCGUGAGUUCUGCCCUAUCCUAUGAUUCAUCACUAGCCUCAAGAAGAUCAUACAGCAGUUCAUUGGGAAGCAAUGGAGAAUAUGGUGGGUCACAUGGAGCAGAUGGAUCUUUUGGCGGAUCGCUUGGAGCAGAUGGAUCUUUUGGCGGAUCACUUGGAGCAGAUGGAUCUUUUGGGGGAUCGCUUGGAGCAGAUGGAUCUUUUGGCGGAUCGCUUGGAGCAGAUGGAUCACAGAUAAGAUCAGUGGGUACAGGAGGAUCCUACAGUGGUUCAUAUGCUGGCUCACUGAAUUACAAUGAGCUAGCAGCCAGAGUAUCAGAGAAUAUACAGAGUCGAGGGCUCCUUCAGGACAUGUUAGCAUAUGCUGUGCAAGGACCUCCAGGGCCCCCAGGGCCUCCUGGCAUCCCAGGCAUCAGCAGGGUGUUUGCAGCCUAUGGCAAUGUCACUGCAGACCUCAUGGAUUUCUUCAGAACUUAUGGAACUAUUCCAGGACCACCUGGACAGAAAGGAGAGAUGGGAUUCCCAGGACCCAAAGGUGAUACUGGACCAAUGGGCCCCCCAGGCCGCCAAGGCCCAAGAGGACCAAGGGGUGAAAAGGGUGAGAAAGGUGAGCCAGCAUAUGUCAGUCGAAGAAAAAGGAGAAGCCUGGGCGUCUAGGACAGAAUCUUCCUCAGCUGUUUGUGGUUGCUUUUUGAUCUCCAUAGAGAGAACCCCCAAUUUCCAGUGACUCCCAGCAAGUGACCCCCCCACCUGCCACUAACACUUGGUAUCUGGGGAAAGAAUUAUUAUUUUAACAUGUUACCUUGCAUGUAGGAUUUGGCUGGCUUCCAGUAGUGCACAUUGAACUCAUCUGUUUGUUGUUAGCACAUGUGGAUUGGAACUGGGCAGAACCCUCAGCUGACCCUGAGAAUUUUAUAUCUGCAUAACUCCCUAAGUUUAAAUUACUAUCUAGGACACACACAACUCCAUUCCUUCAGAUGAAGAUUAGAAUGAGUAGAAACUUU
Varanus komodoensis (Komodo dragon) is the source of this 4873-nucleotide messenger RNA. It is a transcript of the gene COL17A1, whose product is annotated as collagen type XVII alpha 1 chain. Lineage: Eukaryota; Metazoa; Chordata; Lepidosauria; Squamata; Varanidae. The coding region runs from base 6 to 4526 and encodes 1506 amino acids. The record is from RefSeq and is a predicted model, not a curated record. The transcript is spliced from 56 exons.